Messenger RNA from Homarus americanus (American lobster), 1900 nucleotides. RefSeq names its product aldehyde dehydrogenase, mitochondrial-like (gene Aldh). Gene Ontology annotation, molecular function: aldehyde dehydrogenase (NAD+) activity. Lineage: Eukaryota; Metazoa; Arthropoda; Malacostraca; Decapoda; Nephropidae. The coding region runs from base 159 to 1730 and encodes 523 amino acids. The transcript is spliced from 10 exons. The record is from RefSeq and is a predicted model, not a curated record.
AGAGUCGCAGCUUAUCUUUAGUUGUCAGUCGUCUUUUUCAACUACACUGCGGACGACACUACAACAUAGCUGUAUAGCGCAUAUUGUUACUGUCUGUUAGUGAGGAGUCUGAAGCCUUGAAGGACAGUCAGUUCUCUUGUGUUCUGAGUGUUGUCAUCAUGCUACGUAAUGUGCUACGCCAUUCUUCCUUUCUGAAAGCAGCAGCAAGAGCAAAUUUGCCAUCAGCAGCAGCCUAUUCUGCUCCUGCCAUCCCUGAACCAAUAACAUCACCAGACAUACCUUACACUGGGGUCUUCAUCAACAAUGAGUUCCAUAAAUCUGAGAGUGGGAAACAGUUCCCUACUAUUAACCCUGCCACUGGGGAGGUCAUCACUAUGGUGGAGGAGGGAGAUAAGGCUGAUGUUGAAAAGGCAGUAAAAGCAGCUCGACAGGCCUUUGAAUUAAACUCGGAUUGGCGCCAGAUGGAUGCAUAUGACCGAGGUCAGCUUUUAAAUCGGUUGGCUGACCUCAUCGAGCGUGAUGCAGUGUACCUAGCAAGUCUGGAGACACUCGAUAAUGGAAAACCAUACUCAAAUUCUUUCAUGGUUGAUGUAGCACUUGUUGUAAAGAAUCUCCGCUACUUUGCUGGCUGGGCUGACAAAAUUCACGGUCAGACCAUUCCCACUGAUGGUCCACACUUUGCAUACACUCGACAUGAACCAAUUGGUGUUUGUGGUCAAAUCAUCCCAUGGAACUUUCCUCUUCUUAUGCAAGCUUGGAAAUUUGGACCUGCUCUUGCUACAGGCAAUACCAUUGUUAUGAAAUUGGCCGAGCAGACCCCGCUGACUGGCCUGUACGUGGCAAAACUGGUAGCAGAAGCUGGCUUUCCUGCAGGUGUAGUUAAUGUAAUACCAGGGUAUGGUCCAAGUGCAGGUGCUGCCAUUGCUUCACACAUGGAUGUUGAUAAGGUAGCAUUCACAGGAUCCACAGAAAUUGGUCACCUGAUCCAGCAAGCAGCAGGCGCUAGCAACCUAAAGCGUGUUACAUUGGAAUUAGGAGGAAAGAGUCCGAACAUUAUUUUCAAGGAUGCUGACUUGGAUUAUGCUGUGGAACAGGCUCACUUUGGACUUUUUUUCAAUCAGGGUCAGUGCUGUUGUGCUGGAACAAGGAUCUUUGUUGAGGAUGCCAUCUAUGAUGAAUUUGUGGAGCGCAGUGUUGAACGUGCCAAAAUUCGUCAAGUUGGUGAUCCAUUUGACUUAAAGACUGAACAAGGACCACAGGUGGAUGAGGAGCAAAUGAACAAGAUUUUAUCUCUUAUUGAGUCUGGGAAAAAAGAAGGAGCCAAGAUGUGCUUUGGAGGCAAACGUGUAGGCGAGAAAGGAUACUUCAUUGAACCAACUGUUUUUGCUGAUGUGAAAGACAGUAUGCGCAUUGCUAGGGAGGAAAUAUUUGGACCUGUACAACAGAUCAUGAGGUUCAGUGAUAUAAAUGACGUGAUCAAACGUGCUAAUGCAACUGUAUACGGUCUAGCAGCAGCAGUAUUCACUAAAGAUUUGGACAAGGCUAACAUGUUUGCUCAAGGUCUCCGGGCAGGCACUGUAUGGAUCAACUGUUACGAUGUAUUGAAUGCUCAGACACCUUUUGGAGGCUACAAAAUGUCUGGCCAAGGGAGAGAAAACUCCGAGUAUGCCUUGCGUAAUUACUAUGAAGUCAAAGCUGUCAUUACAAAACUGCCUGUGAAGAAUGCAUAAAAUCGUUGCCAUAGAUUGAAAACUUAAAAGCAGAAAUUAUAAGGUGAGGUAAUGGUGUCAUCUUUAAGUGGAAAAGAAUUUUCCUUAACCAGUUUCAGGACUCCUCAGUUAUCAGUAUUAUUGAUAUAACUGUAAUGAGCAUACUAAAGAAAAUAAAGGAUGCUACUUAU